Molecule: messenger RNA, 1548 nt
Organism: Cercocebus atys (sooty mangabey)
Lineage: Eukaryota; Metazoa; Chordata; Mammalia; Primates; Cercopithecidae
Gene: LRRC28
Product: leucine rich repeat containing 28
Exons: 10
Coding region: 241-1344 (367 amino acids)
Molecular function (GO): protein binding
Source: RefSeq, a predicted model, not a curated record
CCCGCUCCCUCUUCUCCAGCUCCCUGUAGCGCGGGUUCCGCUCCGCCCCCGGAGCCCCGCCCCCGACGCCCGGCGCUCCGCCCCGCCCCCGCCCGGCUCCCUGCCCCGCCCCGCCCGCCGUCCCCCGCUUGCCUUCCAGCGCCGCUUGCGCUCCGGAGCGCUGGCUCUGCUGGCGCUAAGAAAUGGACCAAUUUUGACAAGAUAUAGUACUGCAGUGUGCCUGAUGGGAUAUAUUCAGUCAUGGCGUCCGAACUUUGUAAGACGAUCUCUGUGGCAAGGCUGGAAAAGCACAAGAAUUUGUUCUUAAAUUAUAGGAAUCUGCACCAUUUUCCAUUGGAGUUACUGAAAGAUGAGGGACUGCAGUACUUGGAGAGACUCUAUAUGAAAAGGAACUCCCUGACAACCUUGCCAGAAAACCUUGCUCAGAAGCUUCCAAACCUUGUGGAACUAUACCUGCACUCAAAUAACAUAGUUGUGGUUCCGGAAGCCAUUGGGUCUCUUGUAAAACUCCAAUGUCUGGAUCUUAGUGACAAUGCCUUAGAAAUUGUUUGCCCAGAAAUUGGUCGUCUGAGAGCUUUACGUCAUCUUCGAUUAGCUAAUAACCAACUGCAAUUCCUACCUCCAGAGGUUGGCGAUUUGAAGGAGCUGCAGACACUAGACAUUUCUACCAAUCGUUUGCUUACUUUACCCGAGAGGCUUCACAUGUGCCUUUCUCUGCAGUACCUCACUGUGGACCGAAAUCGUCUAUGGUUUGUGCCGCGCCAUCUCUGCCAGCUGCCCAGCCUCAAUGAGCUCUCCAUGGCUGGAAACCGUCUUGCAUUUUUGCCACUUGAUUUAGGUCGAUCUCGAGAACUACAGUAUGUAUACGUGGAUAACAACAUUCACCUGAAAGGCUUGCCAUCUUAUCUGUACAAUAAAGUCAUCGGGUGCAGUGGCUGUGGUGCUCCCAUUCAAGUUUCCGAGGUGAAGCUGCUUUCCUUUUCAUCAGGGCAGCGAACCGUUUUCCUCCCAGCUGAGGUGAAGGCCAUAGGGACGGAGCAUGAUCACGUCCUCCCUCUGCAGGAAUUGGCCAUGAGAAGUCUGUAUCAUACCUACCACAGCUUGCUGAAAGAUUUGAACUUUCUGUCUCCAAUCUCAUUACCCAGAAGUCUCCUGGAGCUGCUGCAUUGCCCUCUGGGGCACUGUCAUCGGUGUAGUGAGCCUAUGUUUACCAUCGUCUACCCCAAGCUCUUUCCCUUGAGAGAGACGCCAAUGGCAGGGCUGCACCAGUGGAGGACAACUGUUAGUUUUGUGGCUUACUGCUGCUCCACCCAGUGUCUGCAGACUUUUGACCUGCUGAGUUGAUAAACACUCAAGAGCCUCAGGAGCGCUGCCAGCUUGACACUGGGGAAUCCAGCCAGUCCAGCACACUCUUCCAUUCUGUCCUGUCCGAUGCGGGGGCACUGCAGAACUCUCUGGAAAUGUCGUGAUUGAGCUUCAGAGCUAAAAUGCCUUCACCCUUCCCCCAAGUUGGAAUAUAUCCCCCAAAUUAAGGACCCAUUUGUCUUC